AUGGGUGGGGAGCCGUGUUUCUUUGCUGGGGAUUUCAAUGUAAUUCGGUCGGAUAUUGAGAGGUGUGGUGGGCGUCCGAGGAAUAGAGUUGCAAUUGAUGAGUUUAAUAAAUGGAUUCAUCAGGGUGGGUUGUUGGAAAUGAAUUCACAAGGUGGUAAGUUUACAUGGUGUAAUGGUCAGCAAGGUUUAUCUAUAGCUUGGGCAAAGCUGGAUAGAGUUUUACUUGAUGCAAAUUUUCUAUCUCUUUUUCCGACUGCCCAUUGUUUGUAUCUUCCUAGGACUACAUCGGACCAUUGUCCUAUGGUUAUAGAAUUUUUAAGUGAUCCUUUCUCUUAUGGUCCACCUCCAUUUCGUUUUCAGCAAAUGUGGGUUGAGCAUCCGGAUUUUAUGACUCUUGUUCAAAAGGUUUGGUAUGAAUCGGUUAUUGGUUCGGGGCUGUUUAAAUUAGCCACUAAACUUAAAAAACUUAAGGUGGCGUUGCGUGUAUGGAACAAGAGUGUAUUUGGGAGAACUAAUACUCAGAUUGCUAUUCUUGAAGAUAAGAUUGAGAAUCUGGAAAAUUUGUUGCAGAGAGGUUGGGGUGAUGAUAUUGAAAGGGAAUUAGUAAGGACUUCUAAUGAGUUGUCUUCUUGGAGGAUUAGGGAGGAUAUUAGAUUGGCACAAAUGGCUAAAAUUAAGUGGAGAAUGGGUGGUGAUAGGAAUACAAAAUUUUUUCAUGUGUGGUUAUCUAAUAAAAAGCAUAGGAAAAUUCAUCAGUUAAGAACCUCGAAUGGGUUGGAGUUUAAUUCUCCGGAAGCAAUUCAUCUUGGAGCUGUUGAUUAUUUUUCUGAUUUUCUUCAAAGAUCUAAUCCGGUUAGGGAGGUGCCUGAUUUAUCUAGUUUAAUUUCAUCGGUUAUUAAUGAUGAGGAUUGUGUCCGGCUUUGUGGGAUCCCUUCGUUGGUUGAAGUGAAAGAGGCUCUAUCAACUAUUCCUAUUAAUAGUUCUCCGGGCGAGGAUGUGACACCCAGUCAAGUUGACAAGGUGGAGAUGGAGACAAAUAGUGUGGGAAAGGGCCAUCAAGAGAACGAGGAAGCAAAGAAAUUGCACCACGAUGUACGUAACUUGAUAGAAAAAUAUGAGGAACAUCUUCUUCGGUAG
Molecule: messenger RNA, 1137 nt
Organism: Juglans regia (Persian walnut)
Lineage: Eukaryota; Viridiplantae; Streptophyta; Magnoliopsida; Fagales; Juglandaceae
Exons: 2
Coding region: 1-1137 (378 amino acids)
Source: RefSeq, a predicted model, not a curated record